Messenger RNA from Penaeus vannamei (Pacific white shrimp), 831 nucleotides. The record is from RefSeq and is a predicted model, not a curated record. Lineage: Eukaryota; Metazoa; Arthropoda; Malacostraca; Decapoda; Penaeidae.
AUGACCAAGCGAACUCAUCUCACUUCAGACGACUCGUGUCUGCCUCUCAAGAAGCGUCGCAACCUCGGCCAAGCUCUCCACGGCGUCGCCCACGCCGCCGCCUUCAUCGUGCCCGUGCCGCCCAGGACGCCCGACUUCGCGUUCUCACCCAUCUCUCACCACGGACCCGCCACCUACUUCUUCAGGCCUUGGUGCUCGCCAGAGACGCUCGUUCCAGCCAUUCCGGCGAACAAUGAUGUCCUUUGGCAAGAAACAAUUUCGUCGGGACACCUUGGCGUCAGCAGCGCCCCCUGCAUGAGCGAAAGCCUCGUCACCGACACGAAUGACUCUGGAAUCAGCGAAUCCAGCGCCGAUUCCUCCCUGGAAGGUUCACCCUUGCAGACGCCCAUGAGCGCCGUCUUCAGCCCUCCCGCGAGCGACAUGAGCCACCGCGAGACCCCUCGGAUUGACGCGCCGCCCUUCGCAUCGCGGACGCCGCUCUCGGUCCACGGGGAGAGUCGCUUCGACUGCGAGGACUGCGGCCGCAAGUUUAAGAAGCGGGCGUACCUGGUGCGCCACCGCCGCCUGCACACGGGCGAGCGGCCCUACAGCUGCGACAUCUGCAGCGCCACCUUCUCGCAGAUGCCCAACCUGUGGUACCACAAGCGCAUCCACACGGGCGAGUCGCCGUACGAGUGCGCCGUGUGCCAGCGCAAGUUCCGCAGCUCGUCGCACCUGAAGCGGCACCAGAGGCUGCACACGGGCGAGACGCCCUACGCCUGCCCCAGCUGCCCCGCCGCCUUCAUCACGUGGGACAAGCUCAACAGACACAAGAUGAUCGACCAUCAAUAG